CCAUCGAUAACCAUCAUCCGAGUUUUUGGGUUUUUUUCGUGUGCGUUGUUCCCUCGUGUUGGAGUUAAAUAUUCCAUUUAUUUCAUUGAUUUUUAAUCUAAUUCGCCGACGAAGUUAACCAGGGUGGGCUAAGAAGCACCUGGAAUCUGAAAGACAACAACUAAAACACUUGAGAGCAGUCACUACGCUCCGUAUUACAAGUGCCCUUGGCAACAAGUCAUUUUCCCCUUCCAUUCGUUGCGAAAGCUCCAGAGAAAUGCAAAACGGAAAGACGAGAUCCGCAACCAGGCCGUCGUACCACCGUCGCCCCAGAUCAGCAGUGCCCAACUCCUCAACGGAGAACUCUGCUCUUAAGCCAGAGAGCACGGAUAGCCAGUCUGGAAACGACGACAACGCCUGCGUGGUGUGCUUUAAGAACGUUGACAUCUACUCUAUCGGAGAUUGCGAUCAUCCCGUGUGCUAUGAGUGUUCCACCCGGAUGAGGGUUCUUUGUCAGCAGAACGAGUGUCCCAUCUGCCGCCACGUCCUCUCCAAGGUUCUUUUUACACUGGAGAAGCUGCCCUAUCGGGAACUGGAGGCCAACAACCGGUCCGAUUUCUAUAGCAAGAAGUAUCGCAUCGGUUUCUGCACCGCUGAGAUUCAGCAGCAGUUCUUCAAGCUGCUCGACCAUCCCUGCCCAAAAUGCGAUGCCCCUCCAUACCGAACCUUCCAGGGCCUCCGCAACCACGUGCGCACCGAGCACAGCCUUUUGUACUGUGAUCUGUGUGUGGAAACCCUCAAGAUCUUUACCUUCGAACGCAGAUGUUACACGCAGGCGGAGCUGCAGCUACACAACACUAAAGGCGAUCCGGACAAUCGAUCGCAUCGCGGUCAUCCGUUGUGUGAGUACUGCAAGAAACGCUAUUUGGACCGGGAUGAGUUAUUCCGACAUCUGCGACGGGAGCACUAUUUCUGUCACUUCUGCGACGCCGACGGCUGCAAUGAAUUCUACAAUGACUAUGCGGAUCUGGCGGAUCAUUUCCGACAGGAACACUUCCUCUGCGAGGAGGGCAAGUGCGCCACCGAACAAUUCGUCGGUGCCUUCCGUAACGAGAUUGAGUACAAGGCGCACGUGGCCAACAUUCACGGUAAGUCGCUCAACAAACAGCAGGUCAAGCAGACGCGUACCCUGCAACUGGAGAUUACCUUAGGCCCGCGUGGACGUAGUGGGCAAACAGAGCAAGGAAUAGCCAAUAUGCGGGCAAGAAACGAUGAGCAAAUCGACUACCUAGAUGAUUUACCUUCGAGUAGUCAGCGCCAUGUGAGCAUCGAUGCUGGUAAUGAGGAACAGUUCCCGACAUUGAGAGGUACAUCCACAGCUCCCAACGUGUCUUUGGUGAGACCGCCUCCGCCCUCAAUGCGCAAUCUUAGUGGCACUUCGGGUCUUGCUCGAACAAAAGAAAACUUUCCGGCUCUUGGAGGGGGAAAUGGAGCUGUUGUUGCUGGAUCCACUGGUAACAGCAUCGCCGCCAGAGCUGCGCAAUCCCAGCAUCCUGCGUCAGCUGUUUUCAAAAAACCUUCAAGUGCGGCCCCUAGCAGCCGGAACGGACCCCCGAGCAAUGGCAUGCUCUUGCACGUGUCUAACCGACCAGCAGCUGUGCCGAAAAAAACAGCCGCACCGCAGCUAGACUUCCCCGCUCUGCCGGGAAAGGGAAAUAAGAAGAACCAACGAAACUUGGAAGAGGACAUGUUGCCCAGCGGCUCUUCAGUGCCCAUGACGAAUAUUUCAGCUAAACAUCGGUCUCUGGCUGAUGAUUAUGUGUCAGUUGCAAACCCAAGCAACUUUCAGAAACUUCAGAUGGUACAAAAAGAGGAGGACGAGGCUAAGGCUCGCCAAGAGGCUUUGAAAAAGAGUGCGCCGAAGCUCACCUCAUCGGAAUUUCCUAGCUUGGGCCCAAGUGCCAGUGCCAAUUCCAGUAGAGUAAAUGCUGCAAGGCCAGUAAGUGGACCUGCUCCCGUGAACUGGGCAAAGUCAACUUCCGAGAAGAAGAUGCGUGAGCUGGAAAACCGAAAGUCCAAGGUGGCCCCUGCCCCGUUUUUGCCAACUUCGACAUCCAGACCCGCUCCCAAGGCAAAUAAUAACAAUGUCCAGGAACAGCAGGCAAAUAAAAAAGAUAAAAAACCGAAGGAAAAGAAGAGCAACCAGGAGAACAAUCAACCUAAGGCGGGCAAGCAGAAAGAGAAAAACAAUAACAACGAACAAAAAACCAAUGGAACUCCUCCUACGCCAAUACGUACUCCACCCGGGUUAGGGUCUGGAGGACCGCUCAAACCACCACCUGGAUUUGUUUCCAAUGUGACUGUCAACUCGGUGGCUAAGCUGCCCAACAAUCUCACGUUUACCAGUUCACUAGGAGAGUCCUAUAAUAUUGUACCUAGCCCCUAUACGUACACCGAUCCACCAGAUACCGGAUUUAGAAAUCAGAAAUUGGUGGAUGAAGUCAUGAACCAACUAAAGACCCCUGAGGCAUUGAACGAAUUUCGCACGCUGUCGUCCAAGUUCCGGGACGGAUCCUGUUCUGGUCAAGCGUAUUACGAGCACUGCCAGUGCGCCAUGCAGAGUUCAUUUUACAACUUGUUCCCGGAGCUGCUGGCCAUGCUGCCAGACAUAAGCAAGCAACAGGAACUUUAUCUGGUGCACAAACAGCAUAUGAAUAGCCUAUCGCCCGCCCAGCGCAAAUCCGUGCCCACACUUGAAGUUUGCAAAGUCUGCAAGCAGAUUCUCAUUACAGCCGACUUGGAGUGUCACCAGCAAGCGCAUGAGCUGACCAAGAACUUUCCCGUUCUCGGAAGAUCGCCUUCCAACUCGAGCCGAAACUAAGGCGUUCGAGUCUUAGGACAACAAAAGCUUUAUCCAUGUUUAUUUUCUAUGUAUAUACCGUUUCAAUCAACCAGAAGCCAUGUCCCUAGGUCAUGUGAGUGGAAAUCCGAAUGUGUAAUAGCCGAAUUAUAUCACAUAUAGCGCACCCUAUGAAGCAAUCUGUUCGAUGUGACUUAGUCCAGGCAGUAGAGU
Molecule: messenger RNA, 3052 nt
Organism: Drosophila eugracilis
Lineage: Eukaryota; Metazoa; Arthropoda; Insecta; Diptera; Drosophilidae
Product: E3 ubiquitin-protein ligase ZNF598
Exons: 6
Coding region: 257-2860 (867 amino acids)
Biological process (GO): protein ubiquitination; rescue of stalled cytosolic ribosome
Molecular function (GO): ribosome binding; ubiquitin protein ligase activity
Source: RefSeq, a predicted model, not a curated record